AGGUUUAAGUAUAUUUCUAUUGGCAAUGCAGUUCGAUUCGGAAUUUUAAAUAAAAACUUUAUAACGGGAUAAAUCAAGUGUGGAAAGGUGUGGUAGUGAUGCAAUUCUAUCUAUUCAAAUUAAGAAGUUUAUGUUUUGCUGCUGUUGUUAUAUUUAUAACACAGGAUGCGUCAGGAAUUGAAACUCGUGCAAAGCGGCGUAUUGAUCUUCUCAGCGCACCGCAUGAUUUCGAUGCACCUUACGGACCCCACUACACGGAUGUCGAAAACUACAACGAUAUAUUUGAAGAAGUUGCAAAAUUAACUCCAUAUAACGAAAACUCAUCACGUAUACAUGUUUUCCGGCGUGGCUGCAUAUCUCGUGGCGGUGCUUGCGAUAGUUGGCCCAAUGACUGCUGCUACAAUAGUUCGUGUCGCUGCAAUCUCUGGGGAAGCAAUUGUCGUUGUCAACGCAUGGGACUCUUCCAGAAGUGGGGCUAAGGGCCAAUGUAUAUAAUAAAGAUUUCUCACUACUGGCAACCAAUAUUCGGUCAACAUUAAAAUCUUUAAACUAAUGUGACACCCUCCCAUCUAUGAACGAGUCGGCAUUUUCGGCCGUUUUAAUAUCAUAACUAAAAAUUUGAAAGUUCAUUUCGGCAAUUCCAGUAAGAGUUGCCAAGUACCCGGAAAUUUGUUGUAAAAACUUAUUGAAUAUUUUUAAGAUUUUCAUCACAAUAUAUUAUUGCACAUUAAUUUUUACGUCAUAUCCUUUGCGAAUUCACUAGCCGGCAUUUAUGAAAAUUCUAACUUCAGUAAAACGCAAUAAAUAGCUCUAUAAUUGCGGAAGCAAGCUUAAAAAGACACCUUUUCGUAAUUUCCACGAGGAUUAUUAAAACACUACAAUGCUCGAAACAGUGGUUUAAUAUAUUUUUUUUUAAGUUCGAAGAAUGAAUUUACUAUCGAUCGUCAUUCUUUCAAAAGUCGGUUAUCUCCUAAUUUACUUUUAUAUGUGCAAUAUUUAUAUUCACAAGAAACUCGUUCUGUUUAAAUUGACGAAGGAGAUUAUGAUUAGUUUAUCAUAGCGUAUCAUAUAGGUAUACAGCAAUGUUAAAAAUUCAAAUCAGCGAGUGAAUCGGCGUUCAAAUGAACGAGUGUUCGAAGAUGGAUUUUGUCCUAUCAAAAAAAUCGGGCGAAGGGUUGGCUAAAAAAAUUGUAGAAGCUCUUAAUUCAAUGGGGAUUUCGAUCAAAAAAAUUGUUUUCCAGUCCUACGAUUUUGCAAAAAACAUGUCCCAAGGAACCCAGCGAAAAUUGUCAGAAAAAUGUGAGAAAUCUAUCCCUUAUAUACCAUGUCAUGCUCAUCGGAUCAACAUAUUUGUUGAAACAUCAUGCAAUUCAAGUGUUUUGAUUAAAGGAUUCUUUAACGUUUUAGAAACACUGUACGUUUUUUUUUCUGGAAGUACGAAACGUUUUCUUAGUUUGCGAAAAGAAUUAAAUGAUAUUGAGAAUGCAUUGCAACUGAAAAACCUGUCAAUAACACGAUGGACUGCUCGGACUGAAACAGUAAAAGCUGUGUGGAUUUCUUUCGAAGGUAUUGUUAACGCUAUGGAAGUCAUUCAAAAAGAUUCAGAAAAUUUUGAUAACAAUACACGUACAUUAGCUUCUGGUCUGCUUAAAAAAAUUCUGGAUUUUGAUUUUAUUAGCUCAUUAUUUUUUUGUAAAAAUGUAAUGUUUAAAGUAAAAAAUUUGACAGAAAGUUUGGAAGCCGAGAAAUUGAACGUCAUUGACGCAUUAUUGCUGAUUGAAAGCAACGUCAUUCCAACAAAUGAAUGACGAUUCACAAAUUAACGCAUUGCUAGCGAGUUCAGUUGCAUUUGCUGAAAAGUGUCAGAUCAACCCUGAAAAUGACUUUUCGAAACACCACAGAACACGCCGUGCUCCAAAAAAAUAUGACGAUAAUCCAGCAACUGCUUGUAAUUUUGAUUUCCAGACAUUUUAUAGAAAAGACUUAAAAAUUGUCCUCGAAAAUUUUACAAAUUGUAUUCAAGAUAAUUUGCAAGAAACUAUGUCAACCUUCAAACCCAUUCAAGAGAUGUUCAGGAUUCCAGCUAACAGAAGUAUUAUUACAAUAGAAUCUAUACAAUUUGUUGUGCAAUUGGAACCUAAGUUCUUCAGUGAAGAUCUAGAUUGUAUUUUUGCUGAAACACAAUUCUUUUUGAUUCAUGUAAAGAGUGUAAAUCUUUCGAUGACAUUUCUAUAGUAGCGUACAAAUUGAGAAAGGUCAUUCCUUCUGCGUAUAAAAUUGUUCAUUACAUAAUGACUGCUCCUGUCACGUCAGCUUCAUGUGAACGUUCUUUUAGUAAAUUGAAAUUUGUUUUCAACGAUUUGCGUACAACAAUGGGGGAUGAACGUUUGAAUUCUUUGAUGCUGCUUUCUUCUUCAAAGGAUAAAGUAGACGAAAUCGAUCUGCGCGAUGUUGUUGGAAAAUGGUCAAUGUUGAAACAUCGCAGAGUGAAAAUAUAUGUAACUCAGAAAUUUAUAUUUUUUGCAAUUCAAUUUCUUAAGAAAAUCUUGUUUUUUCCCGCGUAACACGUCGCUGAACAAUAUAUGUAUUUUAUAUUAAGAGAAACAUAUUAAAUGAUGAUAACACAAAUAUGUACAAUACUUAAUUGAGAAUAAAAUAAUGAAUUAUGCUAUUAUGUUGUCAAACUUCUCCGUAAUACCUUAUCAGAAAUGAAGAUAUCCUUAUUUUAUAUAUAUUUAUAAACAUAUACAUUAACCCUCCAUUGCUAACCUUAGGGUCGAAUCGACCCAGACACGCAAACUUUUUAAAUUAACAAAAAAUAAAGAAUAUUUUUUAACGCAAGAUACAUGUGUAAUCUAAAUUUGUACAUAUUUAAACGUUUAUAAACAAUAAGAAUAAGAAACAUGUAAAAUAUUAUGCAUAAAAAAUUGUUUUAAAAAAUAGCCUGGGUCGAUUACAUUACAUAAUUGAAAAAUUUUUGCAUUAGUCAUUCCAAUUUUUCUUUUUAACAUUUUACUUUUAUAUUUCAGGUUUCAAAUGCACUUUAUUUGAAGUCAAUAUCUUUAAAACUUAUCAUUUUAUGCGGAAUCUGGCUGGAUAACUUUUUUUCACUUUUUUAGCUAUGUUGUAAUGAAUACAAACUUAAUUUCAAUUUAAGUAUAUAAUUUAAUUUUUUAACACAUCAUUUUAUAAAUUUAACAAUAAAAUACUACAAUAUACUAAAAGACGUAUACGUUUUAGCAAUUUAUAAGUUUAAACGAUUUUAAUAGAUAAUACAAAUGAGGGUUGAUAAGACCCAUGGUUAGUAACCAUGCGACAUGAUUUGAGGUUAGUAAUGCAGGGUUAAAUCGGCAAAUUCUUGAAAUGAGUCGGCAUUUCAAAGGGACUCAAGCCAGGGUUUUAACGGGACGGAGGCAGUUUCGACAUUAGCCCUACAGCCAUUUCUGAUGGGUGUCACCCCAUCAUACUCAGGUGCCAGAAUGCCACCACCACCAGCCAAGGGUUCUAACAGAUCCAGAUAAGUUUCCUAUUCUAAAAACUAGUUCGCUGCCAAAAAGUCGUCUAGGAAGUUGUAAGGCCGCGAAGGCCUUAUACCUGAUACUUCCAUAACAUUUUUGGAGUAAUUUUAUCGUGUCUUGAUGACUUUUUUGAAAGUCGUUUUUUGGACAAUUAUGCCGAAAUACUUUCCCUAGGUAGUAUUUAAGUCGGUUAUGUACAUCUACAUUCAGACUUAUACUUUAUCCACGUUUUAAAUCUUUUGAAUAUUAUUUUGCCAGUAAUUAUAUUACCUAAUCACUAAAAAAUAAUAUAACGGUAUACCAGGUACGCAGAUAAAUUAAUAUGUCUGGGAAUUGAUAAAGAAGCUAAAGUUUUAAAAUUUUGUUUACCAAUAGCGAUAUUAUUUUUAUUUGUAACGAAGUACUAGCUGUGUUUGCGUCUUUAUUAUGUGUGUUUGCCCAAAAACGAAACAAAAUAAGAUAAAAACAUCAACUACAUGUUUAUAAGAUUUUAAAUUUUGAAUAUUUAUACCUAUAGUAUAUUAUUCAAGGAAAUCGAUGUAUUUACAACAAACAAAAUGAGUAAUUUAAACUCUAUUGUAUGAAAAUGGUUAAAAUAUACAAAAAAAAUAUGUAAAUAAACUAUUGACAAAUAUUUACUUUAGUCAAGCAGCAGAUACAACUGACUUUGAAGUAUUCUUAACUUUCAAUACUCUAUUGAGGAAUGUAGUAUACGAAUAUAUAUUCCUGAAUAUUCGAAUAACUGGAAGAAUUUCAAAUACGUUUUGUAAUUAAUU
Bactrocera dorsalis (oriental fruit fly) is the source of this 4294-nucleotide messenger RNA. RefSeq lists its product as uncharacterized. The record is from RefSeq and is a predicted model, not a curated record. Bases 99 to 479 code for a protein of 126 amino acids. Gene Ontology annotation, cellular component: extracellular region. NCBI's taxonomy places the organism in Eukaryota, Metazoa, Arthropoda, Insecta, Diptera, Tephritidae. Gene Ontology annotation, molecular function: ion channel inhibitor activity. The transcript is spliced from 3 exons.